ACAUACCCAAGAAUCUCCGGUGAUCACGAGCAGAUACUGAUCUCUGAGGUUCUCUAAUAUAAGCGUGCACAACGAUGUCCGUCAGCCCGCAACUACGAGCUGGUCUCCCACCCCCCAAGCUUUGCCAAUUUCCCUCCUUUUUCUGUAUCCCUCACAGAAUCUGGAAUGAUAAUUGUUCUGAACCGCCGGUAGAGGAUGCAUGUGGCGGACAGUCUUCACUCCACGCCUCACGUCUCCGCUCUUGGCAUUCUCCGCUACUUCUGGUUGUCGAUGCUCCGCCCAUGACUGUAUUUCGUGUAAUUUUCCCAAAAUUUACAGGCAAGGAGACUUUUUCGAAGUUGACCAGCUGUCCAUCGCUUUGACCGGACAAUGGGCCACCAUCAACUGCUUAACACCGCCGCUUAGGUUCACCCCGUGAGAAAAGCUGCGGGGAUGCUCC
This is a messenger RNA of Mycena citricolor, 439 nucleotides long. NCBI's taxonomy places the organism in Eukaryota, Fungi, Basidiomycota, Agaricomycetes, Agaricales, Mycenaceae. The record is from the annotation of a GenBank genome assembly.